AUGAAAAAUUAUUUUGGAAAUAUUAAACCAUUAUAUUCAUUACAUUGGUUAAUAUUUAAUAAAUAUAAAAAAACAAUAAAACAUAAAAUUUUAAAUAAUCAUUAUUUAACAAUUAAUUUAGUAAAAAAUAAAGAUAUAUUUAAAGAUUUGUUUUUUUUAUUUUCAACAAAUAAAAAUAAAGAAUAUAAUUUUGAUGAUGAUGAAGAAGAUCAAGAUGAAGAUAAUAAGUUUGAAUAUUAUUUUAACAAUAGUAAUGAUAAUCCAAAUAAUCCAAAUGAUAAUCCAAAUAAUCCAAAUGAAAUUGAAAUAAAUUUAAAAGAUAAAGAAAAUGAAUUUUAUUUAAAAUUAUUUAAAAAUAAUAGAAUUUUAUUUAAUUAUUUUAAUUUAUCAAGUUGUCAAAAUAAUAGAAUUGAUGAUUUAAUUAGAUCAGGUAAUUUUAAAGCAUUAAAAGUAUAUUUUAAAAUAAAUAAAUUAAUUCCAAAUAAAUUUGAAAUUGAUAAAUCGAUUAAACGUGGUGAAAUUAGAAUUGCAAUUUGGCUUUUAAAGAGAUAUCAACAGGUAAAGGGUAAACCAAUGAUUAAUACAUUUAAGUUUUUACAACAAUUUGAUUUCACUAAUCUAAUUGAUGAAAAACCAACUUUAAAAUUACGUCAAUUAUCUUUAAUACCAAUUUUAAAUUCAAUUUUACCAAAUAUAACAAAAACAAUAAAAAUUAAUAAUCAAAUUAAUGAUAUUCAAAAUAAUAAUCCAAAAGAAUUAAAUAUUAAAUUAUCAACCAUUUCAUUUCUUUCAAGAUUAAAAUCAAGAUUAUUUAAUUCAACAACUGGAGUUAUAAAUGGUAUACCAUCAAAUAAAUCUGAAAAUAUUAGUGAUGGUAAUUGUCCAUUAUCAAUGAAUUAUAAUGUUUGUUGGUUAUUAGAAUCUUGUAAAACCAUAAUCUAUUUAAAUUCAUUUUUAAAUUUUAAAGACAACCAAGAAUUGGAUCCAUUAUUAUUAAUUCAACAAAAUGAAAUACUCUCUAAAAUCACUUUUACAAAUCAAGAGAAACAAAUUAAAAUUUUCGAUUUCGAUGCAAAGGAUGAAAGAGUUUUUAAACUUUUACAAUUUUAUUCAAAAACUGAACCUUUAAAUCAAGCUUUUAUAAAUUACAAAUAUCUUUCUCUUCCUUUUUAUUUUUCAAAUAUUAAUUCAAUUUCAAUUAAGAAUAAUUCUUUAAAUUUAAUUGAUUAUUUAAUUUAUUCUUUUGAAAUUGCAGAUUUCAAUUUAUUUAAAGAAUCAUUAGAUUUAUUAUUAAAAUAUCCACAACUUGAUCCAAUUAAAUCGUUACAACCAGUUAAAUUAAAUUUAACACAACUUUAUAAUAAAGAAAUUCAAUUAUUUAAAUUUUGUAAAAAUGAUCAAGAAAGACAACAUCUAUUCGUUCAUCAAAUUUCUAAUUGCAUUAAUAAUUAUCAAUCACCUUAUAAAAUACAUACAGUUUUCUUCUUUUCAAUUAUUGUUAAAUUUAAUAAUUUAGAAUUAAUUCAAUUAGCAUUUAAUAUAUUACCAAAAUCAAAAUUAAUGUUUGAAUAUAUUUCUUCAAAUAAAUUAAAUUCAAAAUCUUUUUCUUCUUCUUCUUCUUCUUCUUCUUCUACUAAUACUACUAAUAAUAAUAAUUCUUCAAAAACAAAUUUAUCACCACCAUUAAAAAUUAAAAAAAUUGAAAAAAAAAUUGAUGACUAUGAUGAUGUUGAAGAUAAUGAUAAUAAUGAUGAAAAUAUUUUAAUUAUAAUUUCAAAAUAUAUUGAAUCAAUUGAAGUUUUAAAAUUUAUUUAUAAAAGAUUUAAAGAUAUUAAACAACAUUGGAAAACUGAUUAUUGGAGACAAAAUGGUAGAAUGGAUUUAAUUGAAGCCUAUGAAAAUCUUGUACCAUUGGAUGUAAAGUUUACAUUCUCAAUAUCUUAUUAUUCAUUUUCAAAGAAUCAUUUAGAAUAUUUAAGAUAUGUUUUAUCAAAACCAGAAAGAUAUCAAAUUGAAACAACUAAAUGUGAUAUUGCAAUUUCAAUAGAUGAAACUACAACACUAAGAGAAAUUGAAAAUAUUAAAUUCAUCUUAAACAAUAGUGGUACUAUUAAAUAUAGAAUUUGUGUUUGGUCAAAUUUCACAGCUUGUUAUGCCGAUUUAAUGUUUUGGAUUUGGGAUAAUCGUAAAACCGAUAUCUUUCCAACCCAAGGUAAUGAAAAGAAAUUAAUCUCUCAAGGUCAUACUUUUGAUUUAGUCAAUUAUGUAAUUGGUUUAAAAUCUUUAAAUUCAGAUUUAUUAACUAAUAAGAAAAUCACUGAUUUUAGUGGUUUCUAUUCUUCACCUUGGUUUGAUUUAAUAAUUUCAAAUGGUGAUUUGUUUAUGUUUAAUCAAAUUAUUGAAAAAUAUUUUCAUGCUACUUUACCUUCGAUAAAUAAUAAGAAAAUCAAUAAGAAUAAUAAUGAUGAUCUUUCACUUGUUUUAGAAUUCAUUGAAUCAACAAUUCAAUUUGGAAAUAAAAAAAUUAUUAAUUAUCUAAUCAAUAAUCAUCCAGAAUUCUUUCAAUCUUAUAAAGAAAUCUUAAUUAGAUUAGUUAUAGAUUCAGAUAUUUUUGAUACAUUUCAAUAUUUAAUAGAUUUAAAUAUUAUUAAUUUAAAGAAAUUUAAUAUUAAUCAUAAUGAUUUAAAUCUUCUUUAUAAUCAUAAUAAAAAAUCAACUUUAUCCUCAAAUAUUUUAGAAAUUGAUGAAGUUGAAGAAAGUGGUGUAUCUGAUGAUGAAAUUAUUAAUCAAUCAAUUAAUAAUCAAUUAAUUAAUAAUCAUGAUUUUGAAAAUGAUUAUUAUGAUAAUAUUGAUGAUGAUAAUAAUAAUAAUAAUAAUAAUAAUAACAUUAAUAAUGAUGCUAGCAUUAAUUACCCUCCCGUCAAUGGUAUUAUUUUUUCUCCAACUGAUAACGAAAAUAUUGAUAUUGCCUCGGAAAAUCCUGAAAAUUUGGUUAUUUUUGAAGAUCCACUUGAUCAAAAAAUUUAUCAAUACCUCAAAUAUACGUUUUAG
Messenger RNA from Dictyostelium discoideum AX4, 3051 nucleotides. RefSeq lists its product as hypothetical. Lineage: Eukaryota; Evosea; Eumycetozoa; Dictyosteliales; Dictyosteliaceae. The record is from RefSeq and is a predicted model, not a curated record. The transcript is spliced from 2 exons. Bases 1 to 3051 code for a protein of 1016 amino acids.